Molecule: messenger RNA, 8338 nt
Organism: Contarinia nasturtii (swede midge)
Lineage: Eukaryota; Metazoa; Arthropoda; Insecta; Diptera; Cecidomyiidae
Gene: osa
Product: trithorax group protein osa
Exons: 22
Coding region: 1110-7337 (2075 amino acids)
Biological process (GO): positive regulation of DNA-templated transcription; chromatin remodeling; regulation of transcription by RNA polymerase II
Cellular component (GO): SWI/SNF complex; brahma complex; nucleoplasm
Molecular function (GO): DNA binding; nucleosome binding
Source: RefSeq, a predicted model, not a curated record
AUUGUUCGCGUCACCGCCGCGAAAGCAAAAUGCAAAUGUCGCUGCCGAAGUUACAAGAAGAAACUCGAUUCACACACAAGACACCACAAAAUAGAAAACAGCUUCGAAAAUUCUUUUAAUUUGUUCUCUUUUAUUUUGUAAUUUAUUAUUUAAACAAGAAUAAAAAAAAAUACGAAAAAACGGUGUGAAAAAACGUGGCAAAAUUCAACAAAUUAUACACGGUAAUAUUCGUGAAAAGUGAUUGUGAAUAAAAAAGAAGCGAAAAAAAAAAAUAGAUUUUGUGUGAAACACACCAAAUGGAUGGAAUCGUUCGGACUUGUGAAACGACAAAUAAAUUUUAACUCGUUCGACAAACAAAAGAAAAUUGUGUUUGCAUGUGAUUCAAAUGAAAAUUGAAAUACUUUUUUUUCGAAAAGAUGUAUUUACCGUCAGUGAAAAAGAAAUUGCAUCGAAUAUAAAAUGAUUAAAUGGAAAUUGAAAAUCUAAGUUUAUGUUAUGGGUGUUUGCAUACAAAUAAUUUGUGAAUUUUCAAUAAAAAUCAGCAUGAAAUUCUGCGAAAUGUAUGUGUGCACGAAGUGAUUAAUGAUUGAAAAGAAAAUCAAAUCCAAGUAAAAAAGAAAAAUAAGUGAGCAAAAAGUGUGCUUUAAAACGAAAUAGAAAUAAUAGGAAAAAGAAGAAGAAAUGUCAGUUGUGUAAUCCAAAGUGAAAGAGAAUCGUGAGGCUUGAAACGAACCCAAGUGACUUGGAGACACACCGUCGAAAAAGGAAAAAAAGAUUGAAAUAAACAGAAAAUAAAAAAAUACAAAUUGAAAACGUGAAAAAGAAUUUGUUUUUCGAUCAAAAAUUGAGUCGAAAAUCGAUGUGAACGAUUUCAUUUCGAUUGAUUUCAGACGUGUUUCGUGAGACAUACGCGCGCGCUUCGGAUGGUGCGUGUCGUGUGUGUGUGAGAGCGUGUAUAUUGUUUUUUUUUUUCAUUUGCUAUAUAUGUGUGUUUAUAUGCCUCAUGAACGAAUGUGCUUGUGUACAAAUAACCGAAGCAUUGUGUAGAUGAGCAAAUCACCGAAUACGAACGGUUUUAGUAUUCAUUUUUUGUGUUGUUGAGAACUAAAAUGGCGCAACAACAAAAUGACAGCUUAAAUCAAAUGCCGACUAGUGAAAAUAGUUAUAUGAACGAUGUAACGGGUAAAAGUUUCCCACAAAACGGUAAUAAUUUGGAUCCAACAAAAAAUGUGUCAAACAUGAAUGAACCACAGAAAGGCAAACCAUCUGGGCCGAAUGGGAAUAGUGCAGCAGCAGCUGGUCCAGUUGGAAUGCCACCAGCGCAUGAUGCCAGCGGCAUGCACUUAGGACCAUACGGUCAUCCAAUGCAACAUCAUCAUAUGCCACCCGAAAUUGAUCAGCAGCAGCAACCAAUUGAACAUAUGUAUAAUCCACAAGCGCCAUACGGUCGCUACCACGAUCCAAAUAUGCCCCCAAUGGAUAUGUAUGGAAGAUAUCAUCCUGGCGGGCUUGAAAUGAAAAUUUCACCAAAUCGACCACCACCACAAAGAUAUCCGCAACAACAGCCACAAACAUCGGCUUCAAAUCAGCAACAACAACAAUCUUAUUCGGCUCAUCCGACUCAUGCACCACAUACGGGUGAGCAAGCAGCACAAGAACAAACACAGCAGCCACCAAAUCCGAUAGGACAAACGCCAACACUAAAUUCACUAUUGCAAUCGCAUCAAACGGCUGGCCCACCACAGCCGCAUCAUCAUCGAUACCCGAAUAGCUACGAACAACAAUCAAGUCAGCAGCCAGCUUAUGGUGCCCAAACGUGGAAUCCAUCGGCUGCUCCACAACAGCGUCCAUACAGUCCACAAAUGGGCCAACAAGCUUACAGACCACCACCACCAAAUGCGAAUGCGGCACGAAUUCAUCCAUCAAUGGGUUCGUAUCCACCACCGCCUCCGCAACAAAAUCAAUCUGGCCAGUUGGGACCAGCAGGUGCAAUGCAAUAUUCACCGUAUCCACAACGAUAUCCAACGCCGCCAGGCAACGUGGCAACCGGAACCAAUCAUCGGCCCGCUUAUCCGGCAUCACAUCAGUAUCCUCCCGAUCAAUCGAGACCAUGGCCACCACCGACGGGGCCAACAGCUCAAACGACACAUGGACAUGCACCACAUCAACAUCCACCAUCACCUCAGCAUCAUGUCACCGCUCAAAGUCCAGUGCAUGCACCAAGUCCAUCGCCCCAACCGCCCCAACCAUCUAAUUCGCCGCAUCAGGAAAUUUGCCAGAACAGCAAUGAAAGUAAUGCACCUGGGGCAACGACAAAUACACCAAAUUCAAUGACGAUGCGACCAACACCAUCGCCAACUGGAAGCUCAGGAUCGAGGUCAAUGUCACCAGCAGUACCACAAAAUCACCGACCUCCUUAUCAACAUCCAGGCGAACAACAACAACCCAUGGAUCCGAAUGCACAGCAACAACGAUCUCCGAUGAUACCGAAUGCACAAUCGGCCAGCGAUUUCUACGAAAAAAGAAAUCUUCAAGGAAAUUAUCCAACACCACCUUCACCACACAAGUAUCCGCCACCACCACAAGCAACUGGCCCAAAUGCAAUGCCACCUCAAGGAAUGCCACCCUAUGGAAGUCAAUCGCAACAAUUUCCACAAGGCAACUAUCCUGCUCGACCACAAUACCCAUCAAAUUAUGGACAAGUUAAUGGUCCAGCUAACGCACCUCAUGUUCCAAAUCAAAAUCAAUAUGGCAGACCCAUGCCUAAUCAAACACAAUUCCCACAAGGAAAUUAUCCGACGCCUCCAACUCCUCAUAUGCAUGGUGCUUAUAAAGGCGGUGCAGUGAAUGGACCAGCACCAAAUUCAGCACCCGGUUCACCACGUCCAUUGAAUCAUUUGAAACAACAUUUAUUACACAAAGGUGGUUACGGCAAUCAAAGUCCAACAUCGCCACAAAGCUUUGUAAAUGGACCGGGAAUGCAUCAACCAAUGGGCCCGCCACAAAUGCAAGCCCCUUCGCGAAUGCAGGCUCCAGGAAGCAUGGGACCACCAUUUUCUCCGCAUCAUAAUUCACAAGCUGGAAAUACUCAUCAAGGCGGUAUGAUCCCGCUUCCCGAAUCACAAGACAAUGGCAUUUCGUCCGGCUCAUCAUCAUCGUCACAGCAUCCUGUAACGUCUGUUAUUACAACUGGCCCGGAUGGAACAACAAUUGAUGAGGCUAGUCAGCACAGUACUAUUUCCAAUGCCUCAGCAGCAUCAGAUCCAUCAGAUCCACAAUGCUCGACACCAAAACGAAAAGGAGAACCAUAUAAUCAAAGCCAUUUAGCAUCGGCUGGCAGCACGCCAACGAUGCACGAAGAUUUCGAAAUGGGAUCGCCAACUUGGCCACGAACACCAGCUAGUCCUGUUUUUAAUAGCCACACUGAACCAACACCGCAUCGAUCAUCGUCGAAGCAAAAAUCGGACAGUCUGUGUAAAUUAUAUGAAAUGGAUGAUAAUCCAGAGCGACGACCAUUCUUAGAUAAAUUGCUUAGUUUUAUGGAAGAGAGACGAACACCGAUCACAGCUUGUCCAGCGAUAUCGAAGCAACCAUUAGAUUUGUAUCGUUUAUACACAUCAGUUAAAGAACGUGGUGGUUUUCUUGAUGUUUGUAAGGUUCCUAAGAGUAAAUUAUGGAAAGACGUUGCCGCUAUACUUGGAAUUGGUGCUAGCAGUAGUGCAGCGUAUACAUUAAGAAAACAUUACACAAAGAAUUUGCUCCCAUUCGAAUGUCAGUUUGAUCGUGGCGGCAUUGAUCCAUUACCGCUUAUUCAGCAAGUUGAAUCAAAUUCGAAGAAGAAAACGCCAAAACCCGCAUCAGCUCCAUCACCAGACGCAAACCACAAAGGUUCAUCGAAUUCACAAGACUCAUUUCAAGUAGCUCAAAUUCAGUCGCCACCUGGUUCAAGUUCUGCAUCCAUGGAUAGUUUUAAUGCAUAUCCGCCACCACCUCAACAGCAGCCGCCACAGCAACAGCAACAGCAGCAACAACAGCAACAACAACAACAACAGACACAACAGCAAACAACUGGCCCAAGCGUUCCGGUUCCACCAAAUGCCUAUCCACAACCGAACGCUGCAGGUAAAAGCGCAACAUCAACGCCACAAUAUCCAGUCGAACAACAACCGUACGGUCCACCAGCUCAACAGCCACCAUUUCAACAGCCUCAACAAGGCCAAUUUGCAGCACCAAAUCGUUAUCCACCUUAUGGUGAUGCUCCUGAUGCCAGAUAUAAUCAGCAUCAGUCACCACAUCAGCCACCGCAUCAGCCACCGCCGCCUCCGACUGCUCAACAAAGUGCUACACAAGCACCACCAUCUUCCCAAGCUCCAUCUGGACCAUUGCCUAAUGCACCACCUUCACAAUAUCCACAAGGUCCACCGCCACAGCAAUUCGAUUAUCGACAACAAGAACCACCGCAGUCAAGGCGUCAUCCAGAUUUUGCAAAAGAAUCUCAAUAUUCACCAGCGCCAGCUCCAUAUAAUCAACGGCCUCAGCUUUAUCCAAAUUGGCAGGGCAAUGCCAGCCCAUCGCAUUAUAAUCGUCAAUAUCCUCAAGCACCACAACAAUGGGCCAAUCAACGAUUACCGGGACCACCUGUUGGUCCCAUGGGAGCGCCCGUUCAAAAUGCUCAAUGGGAGCAACAACGUUAUCCACCACAAAACACACAUCCUCCCUAUCCAGGUAAUCAAGUGCAACCACCGCAAUGGACUGGCAUGAAUCAAUCACAAUUGAGCAAUGUUCCUGCCAUUCGGCCACCGCAACGUCCUGGUCAAAUUCCUGGUAAAAAUAUUGCAGGUCCAAUGCCACCGCCGCAGUUGGCAAAACAAACACAAGUUGCACCAUUUCCAAGUGCAUCGCCCGCCAAACGUGAUAUUGUCUUUCCGACUAAAACUCCUAAUGUAGGUGAUAGCGUUGAAGCUGUUACACCGUUGCUGUAUCGACGAAAGCGGCUUACGAAAACCGACAUCGGUCAAACGGAUAUGUGGCGAAUAUUCAUGUGUCUUCAAUCAGGACUAUUGUCGGAGAGUACAUGGGCAUUGGAUGUGUUGAACAUUUUAUUAUUCGACGAUUCAUCGAUUCAAUGGUUUUCAUUGGCAUAUUUACCCGGUCUGUUGAAUAUGCUGCUCGAUCAUUUCCAAAAGAGUUUGACCGAUAUGUUUGACAGUAAUAAGUUUAGCGGACGACCGGCAAAGCCACAAUUGAAAGCCGAAAAUAAUAGAAUAUUGAGCAAAGAUGAUGCAAUCGUGGAUGGCAAGGGAAAUGAUGACGACGACGAUAACGAAGAAGAGGACGACGAUGGAUUGCUGAAAGAUUGCAAAGAAUUUGUUGAUUUAGGACAAGUUACCAAACAGCCAAAUCCAAAUGAGCGUUUAGUUGUGUUCCAUUCAAUGACCAAUUAUACAAUGUGCUCGCGCAAAGGUGUGCCGGUUCGAAUAAAAGAAGCCGAUGAUGAUAUUUUUGUGCUGGAUUCAAAACGAAACUGGGACAUUCAUGCCGAUGUUGAUCAACAAAUCAACACUGACGCAGAGAAUGAUGUUUGGUCAUAUGGUCACAUCGAACCCGAUCCGUAUACGCACAUUAUUGAUCCAUUUAAAGGUGAAUUCGUAAACAUUCCAUUUGCAAAAUACAUUAAAUCAAGUGAUAGAAAACGAAAAGCGUCGGCCGAUGAAACGAACGCCGAAAAGAAAACGGUCACAAGCGAUGCACCAAAUUCGGCCAAUGGUGAUAGUAAAAAAUCAAGUGUACAUAGUCCAAAUCCUAGUGUAAAAGAAGAAAAAAUUGACGACAUAAACGAUGAACCAAAAGUCGUUGAUGUAAACGAUGCCGAUAAAGCGGUGGCAAUCGAAAAGACAAAAGAUAUCAAAUCGGAGCCAAUGGAAACGGAUGAGAAUGAAACAACAGCAGCGGCGACGAAGAAAACCGACGAUUCGACAUCGUCAAAAACUAGCGAGAGCAGUGAACCAAGUAAAAAAGAACAAUCGCCAAUUAUGGAUAGCGAUUGUCGUGAGGUUGACAUGGAAUUGGAAAAACUAUCGAAUGGGCCACAGAGCAAUGAUGCAACUGCCAAUGUAAAAGAGAGCGAAAGUAUAAAGUCUGACAAUACAACGAACUCAUUCGACGUGAAGAAAACAAUUCAAGAUCCGGCUGAAACAUUAAAACGUCGUCGCAUCGGCGAUUUCGAAGAUGAAUGCUAUGCACGUGAUGAAGCCUCUCUAUAUUUAAUUAGCGAAAGUCAAGACACUGUUGCACGACGCUGUAUAUCAAUAUCAAACAUUCUACGAAAUUUGACAUUUGUCCCCGGCAAUGAAACUGUAUUCGCCAACUCUGAAACAUUCCUAGCCAUUUUGGGUCGAAUUUUAUUAUUGCAUCACAAGCAUCCGGUGCGAACACAAACCAUUCGCAAUUACGAUCGUGAGGAUGAUAACGAUUUCUCUGAUUCGUGUAGCAGUUUACAAGGCGAAAAUGAAUGGUGGUGGGACUAUUUGAUUCAGUUACGUGAAAAUAUGAUGGUGGCCGUUGCCAAUAUUGCCGGUCACAUGCAAUUGACCAACUAUGAUGAAAUCAUCGCACGACCAUGCCUUGAUGGUUUAUUACACUGGGCCAUAUGUCCGUCGGCCCACGGACAAGAUCCAUUCCCGUCGAGCGGUCCAACAUCGGUAUUAUCACCACAACGAUUAGCAUUGGAAGCACUCUGCAAGAUUUGCGUAACCGAUGCAAAUGUUGAUUUAGUGAUUGCAACACCGCCAUUCUCACGCCUCGAAAAUUUAUGCUCAGUACUAACUCGACAUUUAUGCCGAAAUGAAGAUCAAGUGUUGCGUGAAUUUUCCGUUAAUUUAUUGCAUUAUUUAGCAUCCGCUGAAAGUUCAAUGGCACGAACAGUUGCACUGCAAAGUCCAUGCAUUUCGUAUUUGGUGGCGUUUAUCGAACAAGCCGAACAAACGGCAUUGGGCAUUGCAAAUCAACAUGGCAUCAAUUAUUUGCGUGAAAAUCCCGAUUCAAUGGGAACGAGUUUAGAUAUGCUCCGAAGAACGGCUGGUACACUAUUGCAUUUGGCUCGGCAUCCAGAUAAUCGGCCGCUAUUUUUACAACAAGAACAACGUCUGCUCGGUCUUGUGAUGAGCCACAUUUUAGAUCAACAAGUUGCAUUGAUCAUAUCGAGGGUAUUGUUUCAAGUGUCACGUGGCGGUGGUGCAUGUGAAUCGCCUGCAAAAAAGGUGAAACGACGUCCGUUACCACAAAAUUCUGCCACAAAAUUAGUUCCAAAUACUGAAUCAUCAAUUCCAGUGUCAUAAUAUCCAGCAAACGAUGUACCACAUUCAUCCCAACCAGUCUGUGUUCCUUCGACAAAUAGAAAUGUUUUGAACGUGUAAUAUAUAGCUUGAAGGAUAGACGCAUAUGCAUCCGAUCCAUACAUUGACACAUAUUCUCUCUCUUACACACACAUACAUACACACAAAAAUACAAAUAUUUGUAGUGCGAUAUAACAAACCAGUAGACCGUGUUAUGUUCACGACAUUUUCUUUUUCCUUCUAACAAAAAAAAACAUGUGCAUAAAUCAUUUGCUAUGUGACAUUGAGUGGACAAACAACCCGUUAACCAGUAAGGAGUUGAUAUAAAUUAGUGAAGGAAUAAAAAAGAGAAACUUGUAUUGCUAAACACAAACUAUAAAAAAAAAAAACAAUUUAUAAAAUGUAGUCUCUAAGCCAAAACGCUAUUCGGAUUUGUACUUUAAAGAAAGAAGAAGAAAAAACCAUUAGAGAGAUCUGACAACACAAAACAUACAAAGAAUAUUAUAUUAUACGUAUAUUAUAAUUGAUAUUUGAAAAAAAAAACGAAAAGCGUGCAUGCAAAAAAGCGAACAGAACACUGGUCAAAUUGAAAAUUGUUCACGGGGCAGAUAUUAUAUUUGGGAAGCAAAUUAUUAUGAAAACUGCAAGUUAAAUAUAAGAAAUUUAGUUCGUAAGCUAGUGAGAACACACGCAAGAUAAAGACACGAUAUGCAUUUGAAUUAGAGUGACGACAAUGCCAACAAUAACGACAAUGACGACGACGAUAGCUAUGGAAUCAAUUAUAGACAAUUCCAUAAUUAUAUAUGUGGUGACAUGUAUCGUGUUCUAAAUAAUUACUGGCUUUGUGUCGAUACCUCCUAUCUUUUCGACUACCUAUCUAACACUCACACACCCCCCACAAAAUGCAAAAACAAAUAAAUGAUAUAUAGAUAUAUAGUGAAGUGAUCGACUCAUAAAUAACAAUUGUAAAUAGAAAACAUAAACAAAACGAAAAAAAAAAAAAU